This is a messenger RNA of Exophiala dermatitidis NIH/UT8656, 1995 nucleotides long. RefSeq lists its product as uncharacterized. The transcript has a single exon. Gene Ontology annotation, molecular function: guanyl-nucleotide exchange factor activity. The coding region runs from base 1 to 1995 and encodes 664 amino acids. NCBI's taxonomy places the organism in Eukaryota, Fungi, Ascomycota, Eurotiomycetes, Chaetothyriales, Herpotrichiellaceae. The record is from RefSeq and is a predicted model, not a curated record.
AUGUCCAAGUCCGGCAACCUGGCCGCAUUGUCGGCCAUCCUUAAUCCAUCAGAGCGGCCGACGAUAUACUACGCAGAAGACCCUCCUUACCUCCCUCGCAUUCUCAUCUUCUACUACCCCGUCCAGUCUCUCGGUUCGCUAGCAUCCACCUCGCGCAUUCGAGCCACCAUCCUCAGCGCUGCCGGGUUUAAGAGCUAUGGAGCGUUUUCAGUCGCCCCGAAUAGCAGCUACUACGCCGCCGUGCAUAAACUCCCAGAAGACAAACAACGAGAUGAUGUCUCUCGAGCCAUCGCCUUUGCGCUGUGCAGAUACUUCUCCGAGGUCCCAACGGAGGUCAAGAACGCCAUAGCCGACGAGAACCUACACCAUGGCAUUGCCUUGAAAUGGGGCCAGACACACGCUGCACAGGUUACAUGCCGGAUGAGCAGGGUCACAAACCCGGAGGAGAUUAUCGAGGCCUUGCGUCCGUUUUCGAAAGAGCGACCUUCUAGUCCUCCGUCGCCGAUCAAACCGCUUGCUUCAAUCAGGAAGACCAGACCGUCAUUUCUGCCCCCGGAAUCUGGCAAUAACGCAGCUACUCGGGCUCCACAAGCUUUCACGCCUUCGAAGAGGGUGCCCAGCUAUCAGUCCAAGCGAUCGCCUUCGGCCUCGACGCCCGCAAACCGCAAGGCCAGCACAUCUCUCUCGGCACCACAGCAUUCAUUGGAUCAGCUGGAGUCGUUACGGUUCAAGAUGUGCGAGUUUGUAGAUACGGAAGACAGAUAUAUCACACGUCUGCAGAACUUGAUAGAUCUGGUUACCAACCAGGGCCGUACGCCCAAGUCAUUAAGUUCCAAGUUUUCGAGCUCGCGGAACCAAAAAGCCGUCAAUGCCAUGAUUCGCUUUCCAUCUCUGCUGGACCAGAUCAAGGAUUUGAACCUGGCAUUCCUAGAUGACAUUGAAACCGCUCUGUCAAGCUCAGAAGAUGCCGCCCUUACAUUUCUAGAUUCUGCCCAGCAGGAUCCUCGAUUGCUUCAGACGGCCAAAGAUCCCAUGGGCAUCUACAGCUUCGCCAAAGUUCUUCUCCACCACUUUCCCAAAUUCCCCAUGCCAUACCGGGAAUACCUUGACCUACAUUCCCAAGUGGCUUCCAACCUCGAUCAAUUUCUCAAAGAAGGCACAACGUCGACCCAACAGGCCCCGUCUUUGCUUAUGGAGCCAGCCCAGCGCAUCUCACGGUACGGUCUGUACAUUGACACGAUGCUGCCUCACGUGCCGAUCAACUUCACAGUGGCUAUUCGAACACUCGAGAAAGCACGCAAGAUCAUUGCCGAAAUAUGCGAGAUGGAGCCUGCCGCGUCGACGAUUCUCGACUCACUACGCAUCGAGCAUGAAGCACGCAAAAAGGGAAUGUCACCGACCAAACUUUUGUCUGGUCUCACCCGAUCAAACGGCACGAUAAGAGAAGCACCUGCCCUGACCGGGGGAAGCGUGAAAGAUCGGGAUGGCCCCCGUUUCUUCCCCAGUCUAGGCAGGAGUCUCAGUCGGAGACAGAAGAACCCCCGUCCCGGUCUGUCAGGCAUUCUGUCCGAACAGGAUCCCGAACAAGUCAGUAACUUGAAUCUGUUUGGCUCCCUGGGCUCACGGUCCACUCGCACCGACGAGAACAGACCUUUGACAUCCAGCUCCGCAUUGUCUUUUAGCUCAGGGGGACCGGCGCCGAAACGCCCGCCAACCUCUGGUUCAACCACGACCAAUCGAUCAGCGCCGAGUCCUAGUCCAGCUGCCUUGAGGCCCGUUUCUGUCGUCAAGGGCGGAGGCGGCCCCGGGGCGACGUCGACAUCGACAUCGCCUGGCCCGGGUAACGUGGCUGCUGCCGUGGCGGCGGCCGAUGUCGAGCAUUACAGGGCUGAACUCAUGCGCGUCGAAGAGGAGAAUUACAAAUUACUCCAGGAAAACGCCGAGUUGAAAAGACUCAUUCGUGAAUGUAGAUGUGGUGGCGCCCAGCGGCGAUGA